Molecule: messenger RNA, 1506 nt
Organism: Xiphias gladius (swordfish)
Lineage: Eukaryota; Metazoa; Chordata; Actinopteri; Istiophoriformes; Xiphiidae
Product: phospholipase B-like 1
Exons: 10
Coding region: 28-1506 (492 amino acids)
Biological process (GO): phospholipid catabolic process
Cellular component (GO): extracellular region
Molecular function (GO): glycerophospholipase activity
Source: RefSeq, a predicted model, not a curated record
AGACUCGCAGGGAAAUAUCAACUGACAAUGGAGAAGCAGAGCUUCAAACUGUGCGUGCUGCUUAGCGCUUUGGCUGCAUCAGUGGAAACUUACCAGCUCCAAGAGGCCACUGUGUACUGGGAUGCUGCCCAGAAAAGUGUGAUCCUGAAGGAAGGGGUGAUGGAGACAGACGGGGGAGCCUAUGGUUACUUCAAUGAUACUCUACUCUUCUCUGGAUGGGGUGUCUUGGAUAUCUGCGCAGGUUACGGAGGAAUCACACAGGAAGACGAGACCACCUUCUUCCUGGCUGGGUACCUGGAGGGUUACCUGACUGCUGGCAAACAGGACCAAUGGGCCAGAGAGCAGGUGAAGCUGAGGAGAAACAGUGACCCCCUGUGGAAGCAUCUGGGACUGAUCCUGGCCCAGCUGGAUGGACUCCAUGCCGGAGCUGGACAGUGGGCCAAGAGCAAACACAGAGAGCCUCUGUCAGCGUUUGCAGUCCAGUUUCUGAAUGGCGUUGGUGACCUCCUGGACCUCGUCCCAGCUCUGACACCUCGCUCCAACUCCUCCACAGGGGCCGGCACUUUCAGGACGCCAGGAAUGGGCCACUGCACUGCUCUCAUAAAGGUGCUGCCAGGCUUUGAGAACCUGCUGUUUGGCCACUCUAGCUGGUACACUUAUGCAGCCACCACGCGCAUUUAUAAACACUGGGACUUCAGGGUGUUUGACACACACAUCGCCACUGGAAAGAUGUCGUUCAGCAGCUACCCUGGCUUCCUGAUGUCUCUGGAUGACUUCUACCUGCUUGGGAGCGGCCUGCUGAUGACUCAGACCUCCAUCGGUGUCUUCAACGCCUCUCUGUUCUCUCAGCUCAGCCCUCACAGCCUGCUGGCCUGGCAGAGAGUCCGCCUGGCCAACGGCUUGGCGCGCAGCGGAGAGGAGUGGGCUCACGUUUUCUCCAAAUACAACUCAGGUACAUAUAACAGCCAGUACAUGGUGGUGGACCUGAGCAGGGUCUCUCUGGGUCACAGUAUAAGGAAUGGAGCUCUAACUGUGGUGGAGCAGAUUCCUGGCAAGGUGAUGCAGUCUGAUCAGACUCAAGCUUUACGCAGAGGUUAUUGGCCAUCCUACAACAUACCAUUUCAUGUUGAAAUCUACAACCUGAGUGGGUACGGUGUUAUGUGGAAGAGAUAUGGAGUAGACUUCUCCUAUGACCUCUGUCCCCGAGCCAAAAUCCUCCGCAGGGACCAGGCCAAGGUGUCUAACCUCAACUCCCUCAAAUACAUCAUGAGAUACAACAACUACAAGAGAGACCCCUACUCCAAGGGCCAUCCGUGUAAAACCAUCUGUUGCCGUAACGACCUGAGACCAAGGAGACCACGCCCGGGAGGUUGCUAUGACACUAAGGUGACAGACUACCAGAUGGCUCUCCAGCUGGUCGCGGAGGCAAUAAACGGCCCCACGACACAGGGCGGUCUGCAGCCGUUCUCAUGGCAAUCCUUCAAUCCUUUCCCUUCGUCACCAUGA